AUGGGUAAACCAGUAUCGAAAGAAUUACUAGAUGAACUAGACAGACGAACAGAGUGGGAACACCAAAUACAGAGGGUAGAGGCAGAGUUGGCAGCAACCCAAGGUAUUUCUCCUACAAUACAGGGACUGUGUCAGGCAGGGGUGUUAAGAACAUCUUACUCUCAAUGGAACACACCCAUACUCCCGGUAAAGAAGCCUAGUGGUUCUUACCGAAUGGCUCAUGAUCUAAGAGCCAUAAAUGAAGUUGUAUCCACACCAGUUACACCAGUACCCAACCCCCACUCUGCUCUCUCCAUGUUGACUCCGGCUCACACUUUUUUCACGUGCAUAGAUUUGGCUAAUGCUUUUUUCUGCCUCCCUCUAGCGGAACACUUACAGGAUAUUUUUUCUUUUACCUAUGAGGGACAAAGAUUGACCUAUAAUGUCUUACCACAAGGUUUUAUCCUCUCACCCUCUAUUUUUAAUGAAACAUUGAGACAACACCUAAAAGGGUUGGAACUCCCGGAAGGAUGUUUUAUUGUACAGUAUGUUGAUGACUUGUUGGUGGCAGCACCCUCGGCCGAGGUAUGUCUGUCCUUGACGCAUGCGUUAUUGUUGAGACUACAUAGUUGUGGCUAUAAGGUCUCUAAAGAAAAACUCCAGUGUUGCAGAGCGCAGGUAUCAUUCCUGGGAAGAGUGAUUACAGCCAAAGGCACUGCUAUGUCACCUGCACACAGAGAGUCGAUUUUGCAUCAUCCAAAACCACAAACAGUGAAGGAAAUGUUGUCAUUUUUAGGACUAACUGGCUAUUCCAGACAAUAUAUUCCUAAUUACGCGGGGGACACACAGUUGUUGCGACAAAUGGUCACUAUGGCGGGAAUGAGAAACCUUACUGCUGAGUUAGAAUGGUCACAAGAAGGGGAGGAGGGGUUCAUACGGCUUAAACAGGAAAUGGCGGCGGCAGCAGCUUUGGCUCUUCCGGAUUAUACGCAGCCUUUCCAUUUAGACGUAUCCGAGCAACUGUCAACUGCUCACGGUGUACUAUAUCAGAAACAAAGAGGAGAAAGAAAGGUGCUAUACUAUUGUAGUAUCCUUUUGGAUACUCCAGAACAAAGAGCAAGUCCCUGUGUCAGAUAUGCAGCAGCCCUAGCUAAAAUAGUAGAGAAAGUCGGACACAUUGUCAUGCAUCAUCCAUUGCACAUUCUCACGUCACAUAGUACUGUGGCUUACGUCACCUCUUCGUGUUUUACUCUCACACCACUAAGACAGACCAAGAUCUUACAGAUCCUUUCCAAACCAAAUGUGUCAUUCGUACAUGAAGGUUGCAACAUGGCAGAUGGUAUGGGAGAAGGAAUAGCGGAGAAGCAUUCCUGUAUGGAGAAAUCAGAACCAUUUGUAAAACUAAGACCAGGGCUGGAAGCCCUCCCACUGCCAGAACCACAGCUCGACCUUUACACAGACGGUUGUUGCUUUAGGCAUCCUACUGAGGGACUAAAAGCAGGAUAUGCUGUUAUCUCACUUGUCAAUCCCGGUAAUCAACCAGUUACUCUAUGUGCGUCCCCAUUGGAGGGUAAACAAUCUGCACAGGCGGCUGAGCUAACUGCUGUGGUGUGUGCGCUUCGUAUUGCCGAGGGUAAAACUGUGAAUAUCUUUACUGAUUCUGCCUAUGUUUGUAAUGCUAUACACAGGGACAUGUCUGGCUGGGUUCAGGCAGGGUUCAAAACGAGUGGGAAUAAAUCCAUGGCUCAUGAAGGCCUCAUGAGGGAUUUAUUGGCUGCCGUCCACCUUCCGGAGAAGGUGGCUGUGAUUAAGGUUAAAGGGCACUCAGAAGGGAGUGACCCGGAAAGCAUUGGGAAUAAUGCCGCCGAUGAAGCAGCUAAGGGAGCUGCAGGCUAUGUUGUUAAUAGUAUGAUGAUGUUACAGUUUAAUUCGUUUGAUGAACUGGGUACCUUUUUAGAUGAUGUGAAAAAGGCUCAGGAGGACGCUCCUGGGCAUGAAAGAAAAGCCUGGGAAGAUGCAGGUGCCACUAACUGUGUGUCAGAACUUUGGACAAAGGAUGGUAAAACAGUUAUGCCAAACAGUUGGAUUCCAACUAUGUUGAAACAAACCCAUGGGCUAUGCCAUGCUGGUGUGGCCAUUAUGAUGUUUGCCCUUGAUGCGUGGUGGUUCCCGCAGAAAAGGAAGACUGUUGUGGACUAUGUCCAAAGGUGUGAAAUAUGUCAAGCGUGUAACAUCAGACCUACAGACAAACCACCGGUGGGCAAAUACCCUAAACCCCAGGGACCUGGGGAACAGAUGGUCAUGGAUUUCACGGAUAUGGGUGUCCGGGUGGGAGGGAAACGAUUUUUGUUAGUCAUAGUGGAUGCCUUCUCCAGGUGGAUAGAAGCCUAUCCGACUGGAAAAGAGGAUGCAAAAGCGGUCAUAAAAUGUCUGGUGAAUGACUACAUUCCUAAACACGGUUUCCCAAAACUCAUUCGGACUGAUAAUGGCUCUCAUUUUAAAAACAAACAUUUGGGAGAAGUAGAGACUGUUUUGGGUCUGGAACACAAAUAUGGCUCGGUGUACCACCCGGAAUCGCAGGGAAAGGUCGAGAGGGCUAAUAGAACCAUUAAAGGGAAGUUGUUAAAAGUCUGUAAGACCACAGGAAUGUCCUGGCCUGAUGCACUCCCUGUUGUUCUAUUAUCAAUUCGCUCUUCCGUUAACUCGUCAACAGGGCUGACUCCGUUUGAGCUUACCUGUGGCAGACCCUUUCCCGGUCCUUUGCAUCCUUUCUGUGUGCUUCCCGCUGUUGGGUACCGCCCCUAUUAUCAGUCGGUUAAUGCUAUUGUUUCAGCUUUCUCCUGUCCAGGUGCUCCUUAUCCUGCUCCACCUCAGAGGUCAGAACUCAAGGCGGGUCCCCCUGAACACCUCUGGUUGAAGGUGUUAAAGAGGAAGUGGUCGGAACCACGUUGGACGGGACCACAUCAGGUGACAGCAAGGACCUCCACAGCGGUUCAACUGAAAGGGAAAGGCUGCGUCUGGUGGCACUUGACACAGUGCUGUUCCACCAACGGUCCACCACCAGGAGGCGAUCUCAUCUCCGGCGGCAUCGAUACAGGGGAGCCAACACCGCCGGAAAUCGCUCUGCAGGGACACCAGUCAUCGGAACAGCACCUGGGGUAGAUGCAAGCUUCACUGCAGGGACACCAGUCAUCGGAACAGCACCUGGGGUAGAUGCAAGCUUCACUGCAGGGACACCAGUCAUCGGAACAGCACCUGGGGUAGAUGCAAGCUUCUCUGCAGGGACACCAGAGAAGACCAACUGACAGACACGUGAGAUAACAACAUCACGGUCAAAAACAUUGAGUAACUGGUUGACUUUUUGCAUUUCCAGUAAAAUAAAAUUGCAUGUAAAUGAGUUGAAAGAGAUACAACAGGGUAAGAAGGUUUCAAGGUCUUGCUGAUUUUACAGUUAAAAUACGGCUUACAAGAAUGAAUAGGUAACUCUUCAGGUGGACAUAUAUUCCAUUAUU
Sebastes umbrosus (honeycomb rockfish) is the source of this 3491-nucleotide messenger RNA. RefSeq lists its product as uncharacterized. Lineage: Eukaryota; Metazoa; Chordata; Actinopteri; Perciformes; Sebastidae. The coding region runs from base 1 to 3141 and encodes 1046 amino acids. The record is from RefSeq and is a predicted model, not a curated record. Gene Ontology annotation, molecular function: nucleic acid binding; RNA-DNA hybrid ribonuclease activity. The transcript has a single exon. Gene Ontology annotation, biological process: DNA integration.